Messenger RNA from Scleropages formosus (Asian bonytongue), 768 nucleotides. It is a transcript of the gene s100a10b, whose product is annotated as S100 calcium binding protein A10b. Gene Ontology annotation, molecular function: calcium-dependent protein binding; calcium ion binding. The coding region runs from base 120 to 431 and encodes 103 amino acids. The record is from RefSeq and is a predicted model, not a curated record. The transcript has 3 exons. Gene Ontology annotation, cellular component: cytoplasm. NCBI's taxonomy places the organism in Eukaryota, Metazoa, Chordata, Actinopteri, Osteoglossiformes, Osteoglossidae.
UAAAUCAUGCCCUGCCGCAGUUCUCCCGCGAUUGUUACAUUCCAGCUCGCGCCGUCCGUUCCAGGGGCCGCUGUCUGUCUCCGCACUCCAUCAGUACGUGUGAUACUCAGCCCGCAGCCAUGCCAACAGAGCUGGAGAGAGCCAUGGAGAUCCUUCUUUGUCAGUUCCACAAGUAUGCCUGCAAAGAAGGGAAGUCCAACUCCCUCUCCCGGUGCGAGUUAAAGAAGCUCAUGGAGAAUGAGCUGCCCACUUUCCUUAAGUCUCAGAAGGAUCCUGGUGCUGUGGACAAGAUCUUUAAGGAUCUGGACUGUGAUGGUGAUGGAGAGGUCAACUUUCAGGAGUAUUUGUCCCUGAUUGGAGGCCUGUCAUUGUCCUGCAACCAGUUAUACGAAAUGCACUUGAGGCAACAGAAUCAACAGUGCAAGAAGUGAACAUGGAUGGGGCUAUGAGACUGUUCUUUACAAGAAAGCAAUCUGUGAUGAGUCUAAUAAACAGUGACAAUGUCCCAUUUUUAAAUCAAAUCUCUUUUUUUGAACCUAUGUAGAUACAUUUGUAGUCCUUGGUUUUCUACAUUAUGCAAGUAAUAAAUACUGAUGUGGAUAAUCCUGGACUACACAUAUCCUGCCGAUACAUUUGUAAUAGUUGUUCCAAAGAUGGUACUUUUCUUCAUAUUUUCUUCGUUUUUGUUUUCAUUGUGAGAAGUGUUCAUUUCGCUGUUUCACCUGUAACUCCGCAACAAUAAAGGUAUUUUUACAUUCCACCAUCAAA